UUCAGUUGCCUCAACUCUGAAGGGAAGGACAGUGACAAAACCCAAACCAAUCUUCUUCUGCUGCAAAUGAUCCAGAAAUUUGACCGGAAUGAUCGCCGGAUUCUGAAAUUUCCGGCGGUUCAUCCCUGUGAAGGCAUAUCUCCGGCGACCCUUCUGGAGUCUUUGAUCGCACUUUCACAGGUUAUAUGCAAUUACCAGUUCAGGUUCUUCGCGACGCAAAGACGGAAAGCCCGCGAAACGAUUCGACAAAUUUUGAUUCUUUUGAUGUUUUUCGAGGAGGUUAGGGACCAUGGCCUGAGUUUACCGGACUCGGUUGUUCUUUGCUUGUCGGAGCUCCACCUCACGUUUCAGAAGAUUCAGUUCUUGCUGGAGGAUUGCGCCCGGGAAGGGGGGAGGAUCUUGAUUCUGAUGAAAUCCCAUUUCGUGGCGACUCAAUUCCGGUCUCUGAUUCGGGCUGUUGCUACUGCCCUGGAUGUUCUUCCGUUGAGUUCGAUUGAAGUUUCGUCUGAAACUAAGGAGCUGGUGGAGAUGCUGACCAAGCAGGCGAGGAAGGCGAAAAUGGAGAUUGAUCCGGCAGACGAAACAGCGAUGAAGAGAGUGAUUUUAGUUCUGAACCAGUUCGAGAACAGGUUUGAGCCGGACCCGUUUAUGAUCAGGAGGAUUCUUGGCCAUCUGGAUAUCAAAACAUGGGCUGAGUGUCACAGGGAGAUCAGGUUCUUGGAUGAGGAGAUUCGGGCCGAGUAUUUGGAUGGAAAUGAGAGAGAGGUGCCUUUGUUGAGCAGUUUGCUUGGGUUGUUGAGCUACUGCAGAGCAGUUCUGUUUGAGGAUUGUGAUUUUGGAGUUAUUGAUCGGUCAGAAGGGAGAAACAGUAACUUUGAAGUGCUUACUUGCUUGAAUCCUGAAGAUUUUCGUUGCCCAAUAUCCCUGGAGUUGAUGACUGAUCCAGUGACGGUAUCGACAGGGCAGACGUAUGACCGUGUGUCGAUACAGAAAUGGCUGAGAUCGGGGAAUUUGGUGUGUCCCAAAACAGGAGAGAAGCUCACAAGCACAGAAAUGGUGCCUAACACAAGCCUUAAGAAGCUUAUUCAACAGUUUUGUGCAGAAUAUGGGAUUUCACUUGCGAAAUCGAGCAAGAAAAAUCAUGAUAUUUCCCGGACGAUUUUACCGGGAAGUCCUGCCAAUGCACAAGCUAUCAGAUUUCUAUCUGAAUUUCUCACCUUGAGCCUUGGAUACGGGGCGGAUUAUCAGAAGAACAAGGCAGCCUACGAAAUUCGGCUGCUGGCCAAGUCGAAUUUGUUCAACAGGUCCUGUUUGAUCGAGUCAGGUGCCAUUCCACCACUCCUGGAAUUGCUUGCUUCAACUGAUCCAGGAACACAAGAAAAUGCGAUUUCUGCUCUCUUGAAGCUAUCGAAGCAGCCAAGGGGGCAGAAAGCAAUAAUCGAAAAUGGGGGCUUGAGUUCAAUUCUAGCAGUGCUUCAAAACGGCAUGAGGUUAGAAUCCAGGCAAAUCGCAGCAGCCACCGUCUUUUACCUCUCCUCAGUUCAUGAACACCGCAAGAUGAUUGGAGAAAACGGCAAAACCAUCCCUGCCUUGUUAGAGUUGAUCAAAGAAGGGACACCCUGUGGGAAGAAAAACUCGGUGGUGGCUCUUUUCGCUUUACUUUUCUACCACAGAAACCGACAGAGGGCCAUAGCAGCCGGAGCAGUGCCAGCACUAUUAGGCCUAUUGGAGUCGUCUGACAGAGUGGAGCUCAAGACUGAUGUGUUAGCCGUUCUGUCCACAUUGGCAGAUAGUGUUGAUGGAUCAAUGGAAAUUCUGCAGGCUUCAGCUCUGCCCUUAAUCCUGAGGUUGCUGCAAUCGAUAGACAGCCGUGCUGGAAAAGAACACUGUGUUUCAAUCCUACAUUCUCUGUGCCUCAACUGUGGAGCAGACGUUGUGUCCAUUUUAGCAACGGACACCUCUCUUAUGUCCACACUGUAUUCACUUUUGACUGAAGGUACAUCACAUGCUGGCAGAAAAGCGCGAUCCCUCAUCAAAAUCCUGCAGAAAUUUUGUGAAAUGAGGUCGUCUCGUCUGGUCAAGGAGGUCCAUCAAGAACAAUUUGUCAAUGUGUGGUGAAGUUUUCAAGCACUUUAGUUGCAUGUCACGUGUAAAUAUAUCGAACACACAGGAUGUUUGUGUCGAACAUUUAUAGCUUGUAGGUUGAUUGCUCAGAUACAUUAGCUCGAUUUUUUGGGAGCUAAGUAGCCUCAUUGGUGAGGAAUAGAUACACGUCUGUACCAAUUCUUUGUUGUAAUAAAACAGUGUGACAAGUAAUAUGUUUGGUUAUCCAA
Sesamum indicum (sesame) is the source of this 2333-nucleotide messenger RNA. RefSeq names its product U-box domain-containing protein 19. Gene Ontology annotation, molecular function: protein binding; ubiquitin-protein transferase activity. Lineage: Eukaryota; Viridiplantae; Streptophyta; Magnoliopsida; Lamiales; Pedaliaceae. The record is from RefSeq and is a predicted model, not a curated record. Gene Ontology annotation, biological process: protein ubiquitination.